AUGGCGGCUCGGCUGCUCCAGAGGAUGCUCAGGAGCCACCUCCUCCUCUUCCACUCCCUGCCACGGAGCUCCAGUGUCUACAGCAGCACAGGCAGGGGCUCUCUGACUAAACAAUCUGAAGCAACUGCUGCUACAGACUGGAAAAAAAAAUUGACUCCAGAGCAAUUCUACGUUACAAGAGAAAAAGGAACUGAGCCGCCAUUCAGUGGGAUCUACCUGAAUAACACAGAGCCAGGAAUAUACUGCUGCGUGUGCUGCAAUGCUCCACUCUUCAGCUCAGCAAAGAAGUACAACUCUGGGACUGGAUGGCCUUCGUUCUCUGAGGCUUAUGGUGCUUGUGGCAGAGAUGAGAGCAACACCAAUGUCAUGAGACGAAUGGAUAAGUCGCUGGGCUCAACUAGAACUGAAGUCAUCUGCAAACAGUGUGAUGCCCACCUAGGCCACGUGUUUGAUGAUGGCCCCGCACCUUCUGGCCAGAGGUUCUGUAUCAACAGCCUUGCCUUAAACUUCAAACCAGGCUCUGCUCAGUGAGAAGUGGAUCUCUGUGGCUUACAGAACAUCCUUUCACUGCUUGUACAGCAAACUUUUGAGAAACUUGCAUGUUUUUAAUAAGGAACUCAAAUUCUGGUAGUUCUGCCACUGCAGUGGUGCUCUUCAGCUCUUACCCAUGUCAAUAAAAGACAUCUUUUGGUGGUAACUCUUUGGCAGCCUGCCAGAGGUUAGUGUGAUGUAAGUGCUGAUCU
This is a messenger RNA of Indicator indicator, 743 nucleotides long. It is a transcript of the gene MSRB2, whose product is annotated as methionine sulfoxide reductase B2. Bases 1 to 531 code for a protein of 176 amino acids. Gene Ontology annotation, molecular function: peptide-methionine (R)-S-oxide reductase activity. The record is from RefSeq and is a predicted model, not a curated record. Lineage: Eukaryota; Metazoa; Chordata; Aves; Piciformes; Indicatoridae. Gene Ontology annotation, biological process: protein repair; response to oxidative stress. The transcript is spliced from 5 exons. Gene Ontology annotation, cellular component: cytoplasm.